Amoebophrya sp. A120 is the source of this 2429-nucleotide messenger RNA. The record is from the annotation of a GenBank genome assembly. Lineage: Eukaryota; Dinophyceae; Syndiniales; Amoebophryaceae.
AAGAUGUUCUUUUCUUCCUGUACUGCUUGGUCGUGCGUGGUCCUGUGAUGGAAUGGAUGCAAAUAAUGGCGAUCUGCGAUCUAACAAGGAAGUAGUGCAUGUGCACCGAUCCAGAGAUGAUAGCAACAGCUCCCAAUUAUAGCAGGACUACAGUUGUAAGUGCAACAAGCUUGGACAGAACACUAGCCCCACAAGAAAAAUCUGUCAAAAUUGUAACGACGAUCACCCCGACGAAAUGAGCCAGAUCUUGUAGUAGAAGAUUGAAGAAAAAAAUUGUGUCGUGUGCUCUAGAAGGUGCUUGGCGUGAGAAAAGACCAGAGUCGAAGAUCAUUCUGUCAAGAAGUAGAUUUGUAAUGCAAUUUAUAGAAGAUACUAGUGCGACCACUGCGAUGCUUUUGCAUUGCAUACAGCAGUUGUUAGCGCAACAACUGGCACCCAACACGACCAACCCAACCACGGCCAGCAGUUUAUUCUGAGGAAAACCGUAGACUUUCCCACGACCCCAGAGUUGUCAUGCAAAUCUGCAUGCCAAAUCCAAAAAUAAAAAGUUUCUUAUGCGGAAAAACCCAUGAGAAACAUUUUCUAUAUCGUGUGUUGGAAUUUGUGAUGCUGUAAUCAGCAUGUUGAUAUGCUAGAUCUGUGAUGCUGCUGAGCUACCUAAUAAAUCGAGGAGUACACUACCAGGAUCGAAACUUGUCAUGCGAAGCAGCCAAAGCUGGCUGAUUUGUCUAGCAGAGGUCCCAUCUUGACUUCUCUGGUGUGGGGACAUUUUUGCUUAGGAUGCAGCUCUUCUUUCGCGGAACAGGCGAACUUCGAGGAAACCAACUUUCUUUAUCGCAAGAGAAAACUGUUUCACUGUAAACUUGUAAUGCAGAAAAUGCAUUGCAGAAGUGUUUGUGUUGCUACAGCACAAGCAAGGCAAGAAAUGAUUUGUAGCUGUGCUGUUUUCCGUGCUUAGCAACCUCGCAUGGCAAGUUUUCUUUGUCAUGUGUAAACAAAUUUGUAAUGCAAAACUUGCAAAAUCAUUACAGUGAAACAGUUUUUUCGUGGGAUAUUCUCUCCCGGCUAUGCAUUGCAAAAGUUGUAUAAUCGCAGUCGUACUAAUGACAGCAUUCAUGCAUAAUUACAAAUGAAAUCUCUUCCCUUCCCUGAUGUAACUCCGCAUUUUUACAGAUUCCAUUUCUACCCGUGCGCAGGAAAUGGAAAUUUGGCAUGCGAAGAUUUGUGUACUUACGAAGAUGUCUAUUUUGCAAUUCAUACCGCCAACACUACAAAACAGUGACCUUCGCUGGGGGUGGUUGCGGGCUGCCCCUGGCAAAUCUGUACGCACGCUACCUCGGCGGCUCGUUGCAGCUGCACACCGUGUAUGCGUUGCAAAUAUGUGUGAGUCCUCUGGAAACUUGUCAUGCUGAAUGGUCAUGAUUGACUGUGCAUGUAAGUGCAGUGCAGCAUGACAAAUGUUUCAAACUCUUUCUCAUGCGCAGAACACAUAUACAAACUGCGUUUUAUUUGGAUGACGAAAGUGUGGCGCUUUAUUUGCUGCUUAUGCAGUACAGAUUUUUCAGGAAUGCGAAAUACGCAAUACAGGUUUAACCUCUCCAGACCCAGACAUUUUUGCAAUCCAUACCGUGUAUGGGCUAGGUACCGACGUGGUCUUAUGAAAGGGAAUAUCAAAAGUAAAAAUGUCUGGGUCUGGAAGAAUGCAACUUGUCAUGCUGAUUUUGGAUGCUAAAAAAAUCUGUAUUGCAUGAGCAGCAAAGAGAUUCCAAGUUUUGCUACACGGAAAGAGCGUUUGUCAUGCGGUAUAGGCAUCAGGAAGCCCUCAUAAAAUCUGUGAUGCUAGGGCAUGCAUCACAGACAUCAGGAGUCAUGCAAAAUGUGCAUGACAAACCUGGCAAUCUUCCAGACCCAGACAUUUUUACAGUUGAUAGGGAAGUGAGUGGCCUCUUUGUCUUUACCAAGUGCUGCUGAAAUGUAAGUACUACCAAGUACGAAAAUCAGCCCACACCGUGUAAGAAGUUUGAUUAUGCACCAGACGAGUUCGGCAAUUCCAAGUGCUGUAACUACUUGUUCUGCGAAUGCGUUUGCGGUGCGAAAAUGAGGACCAUAGCAAAUCUGCAUGAGUUGUACUAGGCUUAGCGUCAUCAUCAACACAGGCACUAAUGAGAGCUGCUGCCCUUACUUUUCCCCUUAAUAGGUGUUGUUUAUGAGCCGGGUCCAGGGACAGAUGGAAAGGAUUCGGUGACAUCAAAGGGAGUUUUUGAUGUCACGAUGUCGAAGGAGCAAGGCUUGCAAAAAAUGGAACAAAACAAUCUGAAUCUUCUUCAAGGGGCUACGGGUACGAUGCAGCAUAUUUUUACACGAGCACACAUGAAGAUCUUCUGCUUUUCAGUUUGAUCAAUUGAUUUACUGCGUCGAAGCUUGAUAAA